Messenger RNA from Alternaria alternata, 1880 nucleotides. RefSeq names its product metal-dependent protein hydrolase. Gene Ontology annotation, cellular component: nucleus; cytoplasm. The transcript has a single exon. Lineage: Eukaryota; Fungi; Ascomycota; Dothideomycetes; Pleosporales; Pleosporaceae. The record is from RefSeq and is a predicted model, not a curated record. The coding region runs from base 456 to 1520 and encodes 354 amino acids.
ACCGGCUGGGAGCUAGCUGCAGGGUGAAGAAUCGGUGCACGAGGGACUCUGAUACUGAUAUUGCCUGCUCUGUGCGAGUAGGCACGACUUGGGGCUACGGAUGGAUGCGUGCUCGCGUGCGCAAUCUUGGAACAGCGCACGAUGAUGGCGACGGCACGAGUCUAGGCCUUGACGUCGUCCAGCCGUCGGUGUUCUCCCACCUUCACGACGCUUAUGGCGUCUUCCUCUCUGAAUGUGACGAUCUUGCUGCUUUGCUUUUCUGUGUCCCCUCCACUAGCGCGCCGACACCUGUGCCAAGCCAAGCUGCCCGCCGCUGGACGCUCGUCGUAUGUGAAACUUCUACUAGCAGCAAUUGCAUGUUCAAACUACGACCUUUGUUUGCACAGCCUACGCAUAACAUUUGGAAUACCCACAACGUAGUCAGGCAGCACUUCUUCACAACCUUCACACGUACAAUGUCCGCCGAAAGCCCCACCAAGAAGCUCAAGACCGACGUGCCUGUCAUUGGCACGCACAAUGGCCACUUCCACGCCGACGAGGCCCUUGCCGUUUCCAUGCUCAAGGAGCUGCCCACCUACCGCGAUGCCCAGCUAGUCCGCACCCGUGACCCUGCCGUCCUCGCCGAGUGCCACACCGUUGUCGACGUAGGCGGCGAGUACGAAGACGACAAGAAGCGCUACGACCACCACCAGCGCGGCUUCGAGGUCGUCUUCCCCGGCCACACCACCAAGCUCUCCUCUGCUGGACUUGUAUACAUGCACUAUGGAAAGGACAUCAUCACGGCUGUCACUGGUCUGGAGGGCGCCGACCGCGACCUUUUGUACGAGAAGAUCUACACCGACUUCAUCGAGGCUUUCGACGCCAACGACAACGGCAUCAACGUCAUUGCGCCCAAUGAUCUCGACAAGGCGGGACUGCAGAAGAAGUUUGAAGACCGCGGCUUCAGCAUCGCCAGUGUAGUCAACCGCUACAACUAUGGCCCCAAAUCCCCCACUUCAGACGAGACCAAGACAGCAGAGGCCAAACAAAUGGAGGAGGACCAGCGCUUCAACAGAGCCUCUCAGUUCGUUGGGGAGCAGUUCCGCUGGGAGCUCGUCGACCGCGCUCGGUCGUGGCUCCCUGCUCGUCACCAGGUCAAGCAGGCGUACGACGCUCGUCUCCAGUACGACCCCCAGGGACGCAUCUUAGUCCUCCCCGAAGGCAUGCCAUGGGCCGACCAUCUCUACAACUUCGAGAAGGAGACCCAACAGCCACAGGGUGUCGCACCCCAGGUCCUAUAUGUCCUUUUCCCUGAAGACCAGCCCGAGGGCAAGUGGCGUAUUCGUGCCGUCAGCAAGGAGAAUGGCGGCUUCGAGAACCGCAAGGAUCUUCCAGAUGCAUGGAAGGGUGUUCGUGAUGAACAGCUCGACCAGGUCUCUGGUAUUCCAGGUUGUGUCUUUGUCCACGCUGCUGGCUUCAUCGGAGGAAACAAGUCGUUCGAUGGUGCGCUUGCCAUGGCGAAGAAGGCCCUGGAAUUGUAGGUAACUGUGAAGGAGUGAUAUUAACACUUUGGUUUGAGUGUAUGGCAUAGAGCGACGAAAGCUGCUCUUCAUUUUGCAUAUGCAUGGUCGGCGUUCUGGCGCUUCAUACGAAAAGUUAUGAUACCAACGAUAGACUUGGUUGGAAGAAUCAUGAAAUACAUGAUCAGCCUUUGGCAGACGGCUUGGUUUGGCGUAAUUUCCUUGUGAGGUCUCUUAGAUAGGUUUCUUCACGAGCCUUUGGGUCUUCAUAGUCCUUUGUAUCACAUCGCUUCGAGAAGCCCAUCAUAGCGAGCGCGUGAACGUCAACAAUCCAAGCAAACCUCUCGAACUGUUCACCUCGUCAUUGACCAGUAAUGGUAU